Molecule: messenger RNA, 1168 nt
Organism: Folsomia candida
Lineage: Eukaryota; Metazoa; Arthropoda; Collembola; Entomobryomorpha; Isotomidae
Product: SEC14-like protein 2
Exons: 5
Coding region: 308-1090 (260 amino acids)
Cellular component (GO): cytoplasm
Source: RefSeq, a predicted model, not a curated record
UGUUUUAUCCAGCACAAUUUGUACUCGAAAUUGCGAGUGGUACCAUGAAACACUGCACGGGUCAAUUUUUUGAGUGGACAAAAACUUGCGUAAAAAACUUGUACAGCACACAUGUCAAUUUGGCUUCACUUGGACCCGUUGCCCUUGAUUGGCCGAGUACAAAUGCAUACACAUUCCUCGCAGUUUUUCAUACUGUGCUCAUUUCGCUUUGAUUCUUUAUCGUGGAGCCAGUCGCAGUUUGAAAUACUUUCUUGCUUUCCCCUUGGAUCAUCAGUUUAAGACGUUGUUGCCCAACGUGGGACAUAGGAUGGCUUCCCCCAGCGACAUGGAGAAGGAGUUGAUCAAGAUGUUUCGAGAAAACAUGGGUGACGCGUUAAGGUCCGAAGAAGAGAAAAGUGACCCGUUUCUCCUCCGCUGGAUCAGAGCUCGAGACCACAAUUUGGACAAGGCUGAGGAGAUGCUAAAGAAUUCACUCCAAUGGCGCGAGACUUCUGGUGCGGAUAAGAUCUUGACGACCCCGUAUGAUCCAUGGUUCGCUACCAGCUUUCCAUACUGGGUGGAUGGUUUGGACAAGACGGGUCAUCCAGUGAUUGAGAUUCCACUUGGAGCUUGGGACGUUCGCCGCGCCAUGAAUCCGGAGCGAGAGCCGCAGUGGGAGGGACAGAUUUGUCGAUUUUUUGAGGACAUUCUGCGCAUGAUUCGUGAGUCCAACAACGACACGAACCACAAGGACUGGCCGAACACGCUGUGCAACAUCAUCGUGGACUGGAAGGGAUACUCCUACUCGCAGCUUAUCCAUUGGAAAGCACUUCAAAACACGCUCAAAAUGGCAGCCACGUACGAAGCUCAUUACCCAGAAAUCUUGCACAAGGUUUACUUUAUCAAUUGCCCAGCAAUCUUCCCCCUCUUCAUGGCCCUCCUCAAGCCCAUCAUUGCGCCAAAGACGUUGGGAAAGAUCACCUGCUUCAGCGGGGAGGAGGAAUGGGGUCCAGCCUUCAGGGCUGACAUUGACCAAGACCAGUUGGGUCACCUGUACGGCGGAAGGAGAAUCAUGACCGUGGGGGACGACGUUUACAACUAUGACACAUAAAUUAAUUUAAAAAAACUUUUCUUGUCACACGAAAAUAAGCUGUGUAAAUAAAUUGAGCACUUUUUUAUUCCUUCCUUA